CUUCGGUACUCCAUGGUUUUGUGUAUGAGCACUGAAUGAUGAAUGAAAUCACAGUGGCAUAAACAAUAUUGAAGUUGGUGUGGGGUGCAGUGCGAUAGUAGCUAGGAGAGGAUGAGGAACCAAGACGGGGUAUUUCAUAGGGCAAAGCCUUUCAUAGCUGUUGUUUUCUUGCAGUUUGGAUUCGCCGGAAUGGACAUUUUAACGAAGGUUGCACUGAACAAGGGAAUGAGCAAUUAUGUGCUUGUAGUCUAUCGCCAUGUUGUUGCCACCGUUGUCAUCGCCCCUUUCGCAAUCAUUCUUGACAAGAAAACAAGGCCAAAGAUGACAGUUUCAAUCUUCGCCAAAAUAUUGCUGCUCGGCCUACUAGAACCAGUUAUCGACCAAAACCUAUACUUCAUAGGGUUGAGAUACACAUCAGCAACAUUUGCAGCAAGUAUGUGCAAUAUUCUCCCAGCCAUAACCUUUCUAAUGGCAUGCAUUCUCAGGCUUGAGUGGGUGAGUAUCAAGAGCACCCAUAGCCAAGCCAAGGUAGUUGGAACCUUAGCAACAGUUACGGGGGCCAUGCUCAUGACAUUGACAAAAGGCCCAAUGAUCGAUUUGUUCUGGACUGAAGGAAGAACACAUCAUGAAGCAAAAGGAAGUGUGAAUCAUAACGGGAUCUCCCUUCAUAAUUCAAUCAAGGGUUCUCUCAUGAUCACAGCUGGUUGCUUCAGCUGGUCUAUUUUCAUCGUUCUUCAAGCAAUCACCCUAAGAACAUAUCCUGUUGAGCUCUCCCUUACGGCUUGGAUAUGCCUUGUGGGCACAGCCGAGGGUGCCAUAGCAGCGCUUGUGAUGGAGAGGGGAAACACUUCCAUUUGGUCUAUAAGCUGGGACUCAAGACUUCUGGCAGCACUUUACAGUGGCAUAGUUUGUUCGGGCCUAGCUUACUACAUUCAAGGUGUGGUAAUGAAAGACAGAGGCCCUGUUUUCGUGACUGCCUUUAAUCCACUAAGCAUGGUUAUUGUUGCUAUAAUAAGCUCGUUUGUUUUGGCCGAGCAAUUGUACUUGGGAAGGGUAAUGGGCGCAAUUGUGAUAGUUGCAGGCCUGUAUCUUGUGGUAUGGGGCAAGGGAAAGGAUUACCAAACCUCCUCCCCAUUGCUUGACGAAGAAAAAACUGCACCUGCUAAGCAAAUCAUACUUCCAGGCAGCGGCGACAAAGAAAAUCCUAUGCAUGAGGUAGUCAUUGUGCCUAGCAGAGGACAUGAAAAUGGAGAUGAUGAACAGAGUCGUCAGAUACAUGAUAAAUGAUAAGAACAAGCACACAAGUGUCUAGGUUUCAAAUUCCUUCUCGAAAAAUUCACGCAAUUGAAACCAACAGCAGUAGCAAUGAAGUCACAUAGUUAUCAUAUCCUUCAGUUAUUUGGAUAUAGUCAUUUUUUUUUUUUUUAUUCAGAUGAUUUUAAACUUGGAUCCUUCUGUGGAGCACCAUCAAUUGAAAUUGGUUGACCACAAGAAGUUGUAAAACAAUUAUAUCAUGUUUGGUUUGCAAAAUAGAAUGGAAUGGGAAAAAAAAAUGGAAUGAAUAUUUAAAUGA
Malania oleifera is the source of this 1573-nucleotide messenger RNA. RefSeq names its product WAT1-related protein At2g37460-like. The record is from RefSeq and is a predicted model, not a curated record. The coding region runs from base 112 to 1287 and encodes 391 amino acids. The transcript has 7 exons. Gene Ontology annotation, molecular function: transmembrane transporter activity. Gene Ontology annotation, cellular component: plasma membrane. Lineage: Eukaryota; Viridiplantae; Streptophyta; Magnoliopsida; Santalales; Ximeniaceae.